UUGAUUAAUAAUUUCUGCUUGUCUUUUUCUAAAUCUUGACUAUGGAGUAUAUGAAGUUCUUUGCGCGUUGGUAUGCAUCCAUAGAUGAAGAACCUGUUGUCGAUAAUGACCCAUCUUCAUCAUCAACCAUGAAUAUUCCCAUCACGUUCAAUUUUCAAACCAUAGGACUGUAUGCAUAUUGCGAUGGUGAAGAAGUUUUUGAGGCAGAGGAAGAACCAUUGGUAUCAAGAUUUAUUUGUUUCGAUUUUGGCGACUUAAAACAAGGUCUGUUGGCAAUACUCGAAAGUUAUGGACCUGAGGACUUUAAAGAAGAUGUUGCUGAUGCCAUAAUUCAGAAUGCACGCGAGAUAGCUAGAAAGGAUGAGAAGAAAGCAUUAGUUAUCACAAUAAAGAAGGAUUCAAUGAGAUCGUAUCGGAAAUUGCGAUAAUGGAGUACGAGAUGUAUGACGGUGACGAGGAUGAGGAUGAGGAUGAGGACGAAGAUGAGGGUGGGAUUUGUAAGUUAUGCCAUGAAGAAUUUGAAGUAGGAUUGAAUGUCCCAAGGCUACAAUGUUCUCAUGUUUUUCACUCAAACUGUAUUUGGGAAUGGCUCGUGAGAAGCUACACGUGUCCUGUUUGUCACUAUAAGUUGUUUAUUGAUUAACGAUCAUAUAUUUAUUUUA
This is a messenger RNA of Olea europaea var. sylvestris, 662 nucleotides long. RefSeq lists its product as uncharacterized. NCBI's taxonomy places the organism in Eukaryota, Viridiplantae, Streptophyta, Magnoliopsida, Lamiales, Oleaceae. The record is from RefSeq and is a predicted model, not a curated record. The transcript is spliced from 2 exons. The coding region runs from base 42 to 428 and encodes 128 amino acids.